This is a messenger RNA of Acytostelium subglobosum LB1, 906 nucleotides long. RefSeq lists its product as hypothetical. The coding region runs from base 1 to 906 and encodes 301 amino acids. The transcript has a single exon. The record is from RefSeq and is a predicted model, not a curated record. NCBI's taxonomy places the organism in Eukaryota, Evosea, Eumycetozoa, Acytosteliales, Acytosteliaceae.
AUGGAUCUGCAACGCCAGGUCGACGAGUUGACUAUUGAGUUGGAGUAUGAGAGAGAGGCAAAGAGGAAGUUAAUGCGACAGAUGGUCCAGCAGACAUUGAGCUACAAUAAGAUUAAUGAUGAGAAUAAUCGUCUAUUAAUGGAGUUGGAUGAAGUUCAUAGAAUGGUACACGAGACAAAGGAACAAAUGCGACAACAUUCUAGCACGAAUCGGCCUUCUAGUGACCCUGGACAGAUGUCACAACGAGAGAAGUUCCUUGUGAGCCAGAUCAAGAAUCAAGAGGAGCAGCACAAGAGGAUGUGUGAGCAGCUGGCCGAGUCAAGGGAGCAAGUGACACAGUAUGCCGAGAGGUUGGAGCGGGCCGAAGCUGAGAGCAAGGAGCAAUCGUCCAAAUAUCAAGCCAUCAUAGAGAACCUCAAGUACAAGAAUAGAGUUGCCAGAGACAACAAUAACAACAUCAUCAGCAUGCUUUCCGAGUCAUCCAAGUGCUUUGAUACACUCACCAUCUCUGACGACCAUCCUCUCCAGACCCCUGCACGACUACCAUCUUCAACUCCAGCUCCAACUCCAGAACCAACUCCAAAGAAGCUUUAUGAAACAGCUAAUGAAAUACUAUCAAAGUAUAGAAAUGCACCAUAUAAGACAGGAUCCACCUCCUCUGGUAGCACAUGUUCAUCAUUAUCACUCUCUCCAUCAUCAUCAUCUGCAUCAUCAUCGUCAUCCAGUACUAGUGGUGGUGGUGGCGGUGCCAGUGGCAAUUGCAAUGGCAAUGGCAGGUCAUCAUACAGCUCUACUGGCCGCACUCCAAAAUACCCAUCAUCCAAUGGCAUUGACAUCAGGAAUAUUAAUGAUAGCAUUAGGGGAAACAGUAGUUCCAGCACUAACAGUGACACUUCCUCCAAAUAA